Molecule: messenger RNA, 876 nt
Organism: Megachile rotundata (alfalfa leafcutting bee)
Lineage: Eukaryota; Metazoa; Arthropoda; Insecta; Hymenoptera; Megachilidae
Gene: ND-23
Product: NADH dehydrogenase (ubiquinone) 23 kDa subunit
Biological process (GO): mitochondrial electron transport, NADH to ubiquinone; mitochondrial respiratory chain complex I assembly
Cellular component (GO): membrane; respiratory chain complex I
Molecular function (GO): NADH dehydrogenase activity; 4 iron, 4 sulfur cluster binding
Source: RefSeq, a predicted model, not a curated record
AGUGACACUUUCAAUUCAGUAGUGAUUCUGCUUACAUAAGAUUUAUAUAUGAACUUUAUAUUGAUAUAAGGUAGAAAUUAGAAUAAUUUGUAUAGUACUAAGAAAGUUAUUAUUAAUUUGCAUGUGAUUGUAGCAAUAAGACAUAUGCGUUGAAGAAACUGAUUACACCAGGCGGAUUGAUUCUUAACAUUGCAACAUGACAUCUCUCAGAAUUAUACAGCCAGGUCUCAAAUUAUUUCGACACGCUCCAAAGAUUUUAAGUGUACCGUCAGCUCGAAACAAAUAUUAUGUUGUUCAAGGACUUGAUGAAUUAAAAACAUGGAAAGAUAUUGGCGAUAAUGCUGUUCAGAAAGCAUUCCUCUUAGAAAUUAUUCGUGGUUUAGGAAUUGCCCUAUCCUACUUUUUUAGAGAACCUGUAACAAUAAAUUACCCUUUUGAAAAAGGUCCUUUAAGCCCACGAUUUAGAGGAGAACAUGCAUUAAGAAGAUAUCCCUCAGGAGAAGAAAGGUGUAUUGCAUGCAAAUUAUGCGAAGCAAUUUGUCCAGCUCAAGCAAUCACUAUUGAAGCAGAAGAAAGAGCUGAUGGAUCUCGUCGUACAACAAGAUAUGAUAUAGAUAUGUCAAAAUGUAUAUACUGUGGUUUCUGUCAGGAAGCUUGCCCAGUGGAUGCAAUCGUGGAGGGUCCAAAUUUUGAGUUUUCGACAGAAACACACGAAGAAAUGUUAUAUAACAAAGAGAAACUUUUGAACAAUGGAGACAAAUGGGAAUCAGAAAUUGCUAGUAAUAUUCAUGCUGAUCACUUGUAUCGAUAAAUAAAUUACAAAAUGUAGUUAUAAAUUAUAUAUAGUAAUAAAUAAUUAAAAUGAUAUAAAAUUUA